This is a messenger RNA of Hyaloperonospora brassicae, 1245 nucleotides long. The record is from the annotation of a GenBank genome assembly. NCBI's taxonomy places the organism in Eukaryota, Oomycota, Peronosporomycetes, Peronosporales, Peronosporaceae.
AUGCUGCGCCGUGUCCCUUCCCUUGUGCCGCGCCACCGCCUGUUCAGCACGCGCGUGGCCGACACGGACGUGGUCAUUGCCAGCUAUGCGCGCACGCCCAUUGCGUGUUUCAACGGCUCGUUCGCGCCGCUCCAGGCGCCAGAACUCGGCGCAAUCGCGAGCGUUGACGCGGUCAAGCGCGCCGGCCUCGAGCCCGCACAGAUCAACGAGGCGUUUCUCGGCAACGUCGUGAGCGCCGGCAUCGGCCAAGCGCCCGCGCGUCAGGCCGUGCUCAAAGCAGGCUUCCCCACGUCCAUUCCGUGCACGACAGUCAACAAGGUCUGUGCCUCGGGCAUGAAGACGCUCGCGCUGGCGGCGCAGAGCCUCCAGAGCGGUCAGCAGCACGUGCUGCUGGCUGGUGGUUUUGAGAGCAUGACCAACGCGCCGCACUAUCUGCUGAAAGCGCGUGCGGGCUAUCGCCUGGGCAACAGUACGCUCGUGGACGGCGUCGUGCACGACGGCCUGUGGGAUCCCUACAACGACCAGCACAUGGGAAUGUGCGGCGAACAGUGCGCGGCAGACUUUGGCUUCACACGGAGCGACCAGGACGCGUUUGCCAGCGCGAGUUACCGUCGCGCACUGGACGCGAGCGCGAGGGGUUUUUUUAAGACGGAGAUCACACCCGUGACGAUCAGUGGCCGGCGCGGCAGCCCCGCGACGGUCUAUGACACGGACGAAGAGAUGUUCAACACAAAGAUCGAGACGAUUGCGAACUUACGCACGGCGUUCAAAAAGGACGGGACGAUCACUGCCGCCAACGCGUCGUCACUGAACGACGGAGCUGCUGCCAUGGUGCUCAUGACUGGAGCCAAAGCUCGCGAACUGGGCGUCACGCCGCUUGCCCGUAUCCGUGGCUUUGCCGAUGCAGCACAGGACCCAGUAGAGUUUACGAUUGCGCCGUCCAAGGCAGUGCCGCUGGCGCUCAAGCACGCGGGACUGCAGAUGAGUGACGUGGACUACCACGAGAUCAACGAAGCCUUUUCAGUCGUGGUCUUGGCCAACAUGCACCUCAUGAAUAUCCCACACGACCGUGUAAAUGUGAACGGCGGCGCUGUUGCGAUUGGACACCCCAUUGGCAUGUCGGGCACACGAAUCGUCGGCACGCUCAUCCACAUUCUCCGCGAACAAGACGCCACGAUCGGCUGUGCUUCGAUCUGCAAUGGGGGUGGCGGUGCUGGUGCGAUGGUCAUUGAACGGUUGAGCUAG